CCCCGCACCCCCUACCCCCCACCCCCGGGCCGCAGAUAAGCCCAGGCCCCGCCGCCCGCGGCCGCCGUCGCCCUGCCCCGCCAUGCCCGCCGACCUCAGCGGCACCUGGAACCUGCUCAGCUGCGACAACUUCGAGGGCUACAUGCUGGCCCUAGGUAUUGACUUUGCUACUCGUAAGAUAGCCAAGCUGCUGAAGCCACAGAAAGUGAUUGAGCAAGAUGGGGAUUCUUUUACCAUCCACACAUACAGCAGCCUGAGGAACUACUUUGUUACAUUUAAAGUUGGAGAAGAAUUUGAUGAGGAUAAUAAAGGCCUGGAUAACAGGAAAUGCAAGAGCCUGGUCACCUGGGACAAUGACAGACUCACCUGUGUCCAGAAGGGGGAGAAGAAGAACCGAGGCUGGACCCAUUGGAUCGAAGGGGACAAACUUCACCUGAUUGAUAAAUCUUACACUCUUCUGACAAUUGAAACAAAAUUAAGAAACUUGCCAUCACAAAAAUGUAAUAUGGAACUUCAAGGAAAACACAAAUACGUUUGAGGAUAUACAGGAAAUGUUCUGUGAAGGCCAAGUGUGCAAACAGACGUUCCAGAGAGCCUGAGCUGUAUCCAGCCACAGAGCCCAUGUGUGACUGCAGCUGAACAUUGAAAUCUAUCCCCAAAUGAACAGAUGUUCGUCUGUCCUGGUUUGGCGAUGGGAACUUGUGGUCGGAGAGAUGUCCCACAGCCUGUACCAGAAGUCAUUUACUCUAACUGGGGCAAAAUGGCUCCGUUUCAAUAAACCUGUCCAACAACCCUGACUUUUUUUCCUUCUAAA
Mirounga angustirostris (Northern elephant seal) is the source of this 814-nucleotide messenger RNA. It is a transcript of the gene RBP7, whose product is annotated as retinol binding protein 7. Gene Ontology annotation, biological process: fatty acid transport. The coding region runs from base 83 to 538 and encodes 151 amino acids. Gene Ontology annotation, cellular component: nucleus; cytosol. The record is from RefSeq and is a predicted model, not a curated record. The transcript is spliced from 5 exons. NCBI's taxonomy places the organism in Eukaryota, Metazoa, Chordata, Mammalia, Carnivora, Phocidae. Gene Ontology annotation, molecular function: fatty acid binding.